UAUCUGUCUCGGUGACGUUUUCUGCGACGUUGAUAAGAAAUGAAAUGAGCAGUGAUUUGCGUAGUGUUCGCGAAUCGUCGUGGUUUUUAAAUUUGAAAUUGUAAACGUCUUAAUUCGUGUUUAAGCUGUUCUCGACGUUUGUCGUAUGACGAAUUUAACUCGCGAUUCCAAUUAUCACUCUCAUCACGUUCUUUGGUUGAUGUUGUUCACGAACGCUGUAUAGUUUUCGAAUUAUAUUUGAUUUUCAACUGUUAUAAUGAACAUUUCAUCGUUUUCGGAGAAAGAUUUCAAUGUUGUGGAUUGGAUCAAUAAUACGUUAAAGGAUAAACCACCAGAUCAAUGCCGUGAGGCUAUUCCAACAAUGUUGAAAAAGUUACAACUGUGCGUAGAGCAAGUACAUGAAGUACUAGAUGAAACAACUGAACAAGUCCUUUCUUCACUUCCAAAAGUUGUCAAUGAUAUUGAACAAUUUGAAAACCAAGCAACCGGUAUCCAACAAAAAAUUAUGGAUUUGAAGCAAGAAAUAAAUACAGUAAAAAGUAAUACAGAUGAAUCAUUGUUGAAACUUCAAUUGUAUGAUGAAAUAAAAUGUAACAUGGAAAUAACGAAAAAUGCUUUGGAAGAGGCGGACAAUUGGACAAAACUUAUUACUGAUAUUGAAAUGUUAAUUGAUAAUGGAGAGAUAGACCAAGUAACUAAUAGAUUAAUAAGAAUGCAGCGUUCAUUAGCUAUCUUGGAAAACAACUCAGAUUACGAAGAAAGAAAAAAUCAGUUGGAAGAGCUGAAAAGUAAACUUGAAGUCAUAUUAACUCCAAUGCUUACUGUAGCUUUUGAAAAUGAAAAAAUUGAUGAAUGUAGGCAUUAUGUGAACAUAUUUACUGAUUUAAAAAAACGUGAUCAGAUUAUUAAACACUAUAUAAAAUGUAACAAAAACAAGCUACGGAAAGAAUGGUCAUCAAAAAUUUAUGCCAAUGAAUAUUCUAAAAAUCCAUUAUUGUUUUUUGAAAGUUUUUAUGAAACUUUAUUAGAACGUAAAAAGCAACAGAUGUUAUUGUAUAAAAAAUUAUUUAAUGGUGAAGAUCAGCCAGAAAUAGAGUGUCAGUUAAUUCAAUCUUAUGGAGACUUGUUUAAUAUAUUAGAACUUCCAAUGUUUGAAUUAGUCGAUGUUUCUAUAAAAACCCACCAAGAACCUCUGAUUUUGUUGUCAGAUUUAUUUACAGCAACAGAAGUAUUUGUUAAAAAUAUCAAAAAUGAUUCUAAAAUUGAUGAUACAUUUAAUUGGGACACUAUAAUGACAAACAUUUACAGACCAUUGAUUCCACAAAUUGUGUCUUACCAAGAAUUGGAGUAUGAACACUCAAUGAAAACCACAGAUUUUACAUUAAACAAAGAUGAUCUAGUAGAUAUUGUCCAAGCAUUUGGUCAAUCUCAACUCACUGUUUUUAGAGCAUCAGAAGAAGCAAAACGUCGAAGUGCAGUGUUUAGUCAUUGUGUAUUUCCUGAAAUGAUUGCAGCCAUAAAUAGAAUAUUUGCUCAUGCUAUUGAAGGAGGAAAAGAAGUGUUAAAAAGUAUUAUGGUUAAUAUUACACCUGGAGAAGACUGGAAUUUAUUUCAAAUAUGUUUGAAAUUUUUACAGUCCUUUGGAGAGUUUUUACGAGAAUUAUAUCUCAUAGAAUCAGAAUUUAAAAGUUGUAUUUUAACAAAUGAACAACGGGCAAUAAAUGUUUCAAAAUAUCUAUUGAUUGAAGAUAAACAAAUGGAAUUAAAAAGUAUUAUUAAUUUCUUAAAGAAUGAUAAUGAAUGGAAACUUUUUAAAGAAACUAUUCAAGCUACAGAAAAACUAUGUUCACAUACAUACCAAACGUUUUAUAAAAUAUCAUUCCGACCUAUAUCUUUUUACUUAGAUCAAGUCGAAAAAGUAAAACUCAGUAAAGACACUUUUGAUGAACAUAGACUGUCACCAAGGGAAUAUAUUACUCAAAUUGGUCAGUAUUUAAUUACACUUCCUCAACAUGUCGAACCAUUUUUAGUUCGAGAUAAUGAAGCAGUCACUGUAGUUCUUAAUUUAUCUGAUAGACGUUAUACAGAUGCUACUCCUGAAGAAAGUUAUACAAAUAUUUUACUAAAGAUAUUAGCAAGCAAUACAUGUGAUGUAUAUGUAGAACAGAUACAAUCACUAAAAGACUUAAAUAAUUUAGCUGCACAGCAGUUAGCUGCUGAUAUUGAAUACUUGGGAUAUGUAUUGGAAGAACUUGGAGUAAAGCUCAAUGAAACUACAAGACAAAUUAUGAAUUUAUUAAGACUAGAAAGUGAUGAGUAUGUAAUGAAAUCAUCGUCAAUCGCUGCUUCAAAAGUAGCAGCAGUAAUUGCUAAAAUAAGAAAUAUUAAAUAAAAUACCAUGUGUAAUCAAGGCUGGGCUGAGCAACAGUAGCACUUCUGGCAAGUUCACAAUAAUUUGUCACUCUCCUUACUCAAAAAUUUGUAGCAUUCUUAGCCCAGCCUUGUGUAAAAUGUAUUGAAAAAAUAUAUGUUUAAUAAUUUAUAAUAUUUUAAUAAAUAUAAAAUUACAUCUUAA
Sipha flava (yellow sugarcane aphid) is the source of this 2575-nucleotide messenger RNA. It is a transcript of the gene Cog7, whose product is annotated as conserved oligomeric Golgi complex subunit 7. Gene Ontology annotation, cellular component: COG complex. Gene Ontology annotation, biological process: intracellular protein transport; Golgi organization; retrograde vesicle-mediated transport, Golgi to endoplasmic reticulum. Bases 257 to 2392 code for a protein of 711 amino acids. The record is from RefSeq and is a predicted model, not a curated record. The transcript is spliced from 13 exons. Lineage: Eukaryota; Metazoa; Arthropoda; Insecta; Hemiptera; Aphididae.